GAGGUUUUUAGCAGUGUGCUCCAGCAGUGGCUAUUUAGAAACCUGAGGCCAGUCUAUUUCUAUAUUAUAUUAUUUUAGAUACCUUUUUAAAGUGUCUGUUUUCCUUUCCAAAGGCCAGUUAUUCUAGGCACAGCAGCUCGUGGCUGCCUGCUUGCUUGCCUGCUUGCCUGUCUUAUUUUGCAAGGCUGCUGGGAGUUUUUAAGCUGUGUGAGAAUCCUGGGAGUUGGUGAUGUCAGACUGGUUGGGUCAUUUGAAGGUUAGCAGCCUGGGAAGGGUUCAUAGAAAGUUCACUCGCAUAUAUUAAGCAAUUCAAUCUUUCAUUCCGUGUGACACAAGUAGUAGGAAGUGAGCUGUUCGGAGGCAGAAGGAUCUAUUCACAGGCAAAGGGGGAUCCCGUGCUUCUAGCAAAGCCUGUUUUGCCAACAAAACUACAGCAUUGCACAGGAUACAAAAUAUUCAUUUAUUCAGGAUGAAACUGAGAGGCAAGAAGGCUGCUCAAAGAUUUGGGAGGCAGAAGAAUGAGAACUGAAACUUGGAAGGCUGUGUGUUUCCCCCCUCUGUUCUGCUGGAUUGACUGAACAGCCUGGAAAAUGGUAAAUGAUCAUUUGGAUCAAUUACAGGCUUUUAGCUGUGUUGUCUGUCAUAAUUCAUGAUUCUGGUCUGGGAAAAAGACCAACAGUCUACGUGCCAAAAAAGGGGCAGAGUUUGAUGGAGUUGGAUGUACUUUUAUAUGCCAUUUUCCUCCACACCCGAGAGGAAGGCACUUUUGCAGACAUACUGUAGAGGGGGAAUCAUGUUUGACUGUAUGGAUGUCCUAGCAGUGAGCCCUGGUCAAAUGCUGGAUUUCUACACUGCAAGUCCCUCUUCCUGCAUGCUCCAGGAGAAGGCUCUCAAAGCAUGCUUCAGUGGAUUGGCACAGACAGAGUGGCAACACCGGCACAGUACGCAAUCAAUUGAAACUCAGAGCACCAGUUCUGAGGAGCUUGUUCCCAGCCCACCUUCCCCGCUUCCUCCCCCUCGCGUUUACAAGCCCUGUUUUGUUUGUCAGGACAAAUCUUCUGGAUACCACUAUGGCGUCAGUGCUUGUGAGGGAUGUAAGGGUUUUUUCCGCAGAAGCAUUCAGAAGAACAUGGUUUAUACAUGUCACCGGGAUAAGAAUUGUGUUAUUAAUAAAGUCACUAGGAAUCGCUGCCAGUACUGCAGACUACAGAAGUGCUUUGAAGUGGGAAUGUCCAAAGAAUAUGGGGAAAGAUGGAGCAGACAAGCUGGCUUUGAGAAGCAGAAGAAUAGCUUGGUUUGGGAACAAUGGAAGAGGAAGAAUGACGAAGAAAAAAGAGCUGUCAGAAAUGACAGGAACAAGAAAAAGAAGGAGCCUUUAAAACAGGAGUUUAUGGAGAACUAUGAAAUGACAGCAGAGUUGGAUGAUCUCACAGAGAAAAUAAGGAAAUCUCAUCAGGAAACGUUCCCGUCACUCUGUCAGCUGGGCAAAUACACUACGAACUCUAGUGCAGAUCACAGAGUUCGACUGGACCUUGGGCUUUGGGACAAAUUCAGUGAACUUGCAACAAAGUGCAUUAUUAAAAUAGUGGAAUUUGCAAAACGGCUGCCUGGUUUUACAAGUCUGACAAUUGCAGACCAGAUCACUCUACUUAAAGCUGCCUGUUUGGACAUCUUGAUCCUUAGAAUUUGCACAAGAUAUACCCCUGAACAAGACACAAUGACGUUUUCCGACGGCCUUACACUGAACCGAACUCAAAUGCAUAAUGCUGGAUUUGGUCCCCUGACUGAUCUUGUGUUCACAUUUGCCAAUCAGCUCCUGCCCUUGGAAAUGGAUGACACAGAAACUGGCCUUCUUAGUGCCAUCUGCUUAAUCUGUGGAGACCGUCAGGAUCUUGAAGAACCAGCAAAAGUGGAUGAACUACAGGAGCCACUGCUAGAGGCACUGAAAAUAUACAUCCGAAAGAGAAGACCCAACAAACCUCAUAUGUUUCCAAAGAUCUUAAUGAAAAUCACAGAUCUACGCAGUAUCAGCGCCAAAGGUGCUGAACGUGUUAUUACCCUGAAAUUGGAAAUCCCUGGAUCCAUGCCACCUCUUAUCCAGGAAAUGUUGGAGAACUCUGAAGGGCAUGAGCCCCUGACCCCAAGUUCAACCGGGACAAUGGCAGACCACAGCCCCAGCAUCUCCCCAAGCUCAGUGGAUAAUACCAGUCAUGCCAGUCAGUCCCCACUGGUGCAAUAAGACAGGCUCCAGUGACAUUCCCAACCUGCUCUGAACAGGGACGACAGGCAAGAAUUGUUGUUAGUGCUGCUUGCUUUCUGGACUUUACACAGCCAUUAAAAUGCAACAAGGACCAAGAACUUUCCAUAUGUAUCUAUGAUAGGUAUAUUAUACACACAUGCCUUGCAGCUUAAGUAGAAACCACAAACUGUUGAAACACUAAACCAGCUAUUUCAUGAAACAAGAAACUAGCUAAGCUUCAGGUUUUUUUUUUAACUUCUGAACAUCCCCCCCCCCCCCAAAGACUGCAAGGUGACAAGACCGAUCUCAAACAAGUGAUUAAAAUUGUGGUUGUCCCUCUCUGCUGACUUGUACAUACAAAUAUAUGGGCCUGUACUUUCUAUACUGGAUGUUCGGUGCUUUCCUUUUUUUUUUUUUUGGCAUACAUUAAACAACCCAGGCAUCUUGCUUAUAAAAUGGACAACUUAUAAAGUUCUAAGAUGGAUGUUCUGAUUUAGUUAGGAUGAAAUCUUGUCGCUGCUCUUUUUUACUGGCCUCGGUUUGUAUUUCCUUCUUUUCCAGCAAAAAGAUACAAAGAAAUUCGCUGCACUAGCAGAAGAAGCUUCUGUGUAAGUGUAACUGCCAGAUCAGUUAUUUGGAUGUAAUUUGUCCCGCUGUUAAUGUCACUUUAAGAGUUACAAAGGGGUUUAUUACUUGGUUGACCUCUCUGCAUUUAAAAAAUACGAAAAGAUUUUACUUGGGUUUUAGCCUUCAAGGCAGAAACACUUUCCAGUGUUACAAUGUACUAUUUUGUUUAUUGGUUCACAAGCUAUUAGGGGAAAAAAUCUUCAUGGGAUCAUGAUGACUGGGCAUAAUCACUACCUCUGAGUUGGUGACACUAGUGAAAAGCGACUCUGGAGAGAAGACCCUUUCUCCGGCCCACAAUCCUCCUCUCCUCUCCGCCACUGGAAGGGGACCCAAAAGCAGAGGAGGGCACCUGCCUCGAAGACUUUGUUAAGUAAUCACCAUAAAACAGAGUGGAAAAUGUGGUAGAGUGGUUACCGUUUUUUAAAAGUGUCAGUUUCUUAGGUUUCAUUUAAAAGCACUAGUGGAUUUUUUUUAUAUAUAUUCUAGCAAGUCUGUGAUGUACUUUCACUGGCUCUGUUUGUACAUUGAGAUUGUUUAACAAUGCUUUCUAUGUUCAUAUACUGUUUACCUUUUUCCAUGGAAAUCUCCUGGCAAAGAAUAAAAAAUAUAUUUAUUUUAA
Anolis carolinensis (green anole) is the source of this 3485-nucleotide messenger RNA. It is a transcript of the gene rarb, whose product is annotated as retinoic acid receptor beta. The record is from RefSeq and is a predicted model, not a curated record. The transcript is spliced from 9 exons. Gene Ontology annotation, biological process: retinoic acid receptor signaling pathway; cellular response to corticotropin-releasing hormone stimulus; regulation of transcription by RNA polymerase II. The coding region runs from base 719 to 2239 and encodes 506 amino acids. NCBI's taxonomy places the organism in Eukaryota, Metazoa, Chordata, Lepidosauria, Squamata, Anolidae. Gene Ontology annotation, molecular function: zinc ion binding; nuclear glucocorticoid receptor binding; RNA polymerase II cis-regulatory region sequence-specific DNA binding. Gene Ontology annotation, cellular component: transcription regulator complex; nucleus.